AUGACGAGCAAAGUCGGGAUCCUUCUUUUGGCACUGGGACAUCUUGAGGUUACCCAAAGCCUUGCGAAGCCAGAGACCAGAGAAUGUCUGGCGCCCACCUACAUGACACGCUUCAGCGCCAAGCUCUUUCCGAAAAUCAUAAAGUCGGAAAAUAAGCUCGACAAUAUUUUCUUCUCACCCUACGCCGUGCACGCCAUGCUGGCACUGAUCUAUAGGGCAUCGGAGGGUGAAACACUCAACGAAGUGCAGCGGGUCGGCGAGUUCAACCAGCACCCUGUUUUCGUGGCCCUGGACUUCGAGCGACUGAUCAAGUUCAAGGAGCGUCUCCAGAUUCCGGUUACUUCUGGCAAUUCCGCCUACCCUACGACAUUAUCUCUCAGGUCCACACUACUGAUAAGCACCGUGCGUUUCUUGGGAUUCUGGGAGCACACGUUCUACUAUGGAAAUACUCGACCAACCGAAUUCCACCUCGCCAACGGUCGUAUUUCUAAUGUGGACAUGAUGUACAACCACAAAGUCUAUGGUCUGGCCGAUCUGCCCGACCUGGACGCCACCGCCUUGGAACUGCCCUUCAAGGACAGCGCCACCAACAUGCUGAUCCCGCUGCCCAAUCAGCCGAAUGAAUUGGUCAACCUCGAGCAGCAGUUGGCCCAGCCGGAGUUCGAUCUCAACCGGAUCGCCAACUGCCUGCACCGCCAGUCGGUCACGGUGGGCCUGCCCAGGUUCAGGGUCGUUAUGGUUUUUGACAUGAAUGCUCCUCUGAAGCAGCUGGGUCUCAAUCAGAUGUUCACGGACAGCUCGAAGGUGACCGAAUUGCUCGAUCUGCCGGUGCGCGUGGACAAGGUCCUGCAAAGGGCCCAUUUUACAGUGUUUGAGGACGGAACUUCAUUACAGUACCCUUCGGGUCCAGAAGAUGCCAAGUCACUGCCUGCCAAUUCCAAGGAGUUCGUCGCUAAUCGGCCAAUCGUCUUUGCCAUCCGCACCCCCAACUCAGUGUUGUUGAUGGGUCAUGUCAAGAGUGCUAGGAUAUAUAAAUAAGGAUUCCUCCGAUGCCCUAUAGAUCAGUGCCAGCAUGGCGUGCACGACGAAGGGUGAGAAGAUAAUAUUGUCGAGCUUAUUUUCCGACUUUAUGAUUUCCUGGAAGAGCUUGGCGCUGAAGCGUGUCAUGUAGGUGGGCGCCAGACAUUCUCCGGGCUCUGGCUUCGCAAGGCUUUGGGCAACCUCAAGAUGUCCCAGUGCCAAAAGAAGGAUCGCUGGAAGAAAUCGUGUUAGUAACAAAUAUUAAUAGCGGCGGUUUUUUCCCAUCUACCCACCGACUUUGCUCGCCAUUUGUUCUUAUCUCUGGCUUCUUACUCAAGAGUGAAUUAAUAGAACUAAUAAUAUUUUAUUCUUCCGAUGGCCGACCAGCACGCUAUCAGUUGCGCUUCGAAACUACAUAAACGUCGCAAAACUUAUCAUCAGAAGCGGAAUAGAGCCACGCCACACAGCUACACGGAAUAAAAAAAAACAAAAAACAAACUAUUUAAUUGUUAAGGCUACAUAUAAGUUUGCAUAAUGGUUAAUUCCCCUGAUCACAGAAAUGUUUCCAUAAAAUAGUUUUGUACACAGAAAAA
Drosophila elegans is the source of this 1613-nucleotide messenger RNA. Its product is annotated as leukocyte elastase inhibitor-like. Lineage: Eukaryota; Metazoa; Arthropoda; Insecta; Diptera; Drosophilidae. Gene Ontology annotation, molecular function: serine-type endopeptidase inhibitor activity. The record is from RefSeq and is a predicted model, not a curated record. The transcript is spliced from 4 exons. Bases 1 to 1038 code for a protein of 345 amino acids.